Molecule: messenger RNA, 1170 nt
Organism: Arabidopsis lyrata subsp. lyrata
Lineage: Eukaryota; Viridiplantae; Streptophyta; Magnoliopsida; Brassicales; Brassicaceae
Exons: 3
Coding region: 43-981 (312 amino acids)
Biological process (GO): proteolysis
Molecular function (GO): cysteine-type peptidase activity
Source: RefSeq, a predicted model, not a curated record
AAAUCUCAAAUUUUGCUACUUUUCUAAUUUAGUCCCCUCUUCAUGCAGGAUGAUGGUAAUGCUAACGAUUUGGAUGGAAUGCUUGGGAGGAGAAGUAAAAGGGUCCGUACUCUUUCUACCAAGCUAGAUGGUCGAUUCCAGUAUGAUAAGAAAACGAAGUUGUUAGUUGGUCAUCCAUCCCAUGUUGUCAAUCAAGCUAACAUUUGCGUUGACCCUGAGGAACGCUUCCAAAAUUCACUGAAGAAACUCAAGGCGAUAAGUUCUAUUAGCUUUUGUGGUGGUGUUGCUUUGUCUAAUAAAGAUAUUUUGGAUUUAAUUGACCGGAAGAAAAAUCUUUCAAGCAAGGUUAUGGAUGCUCUCAUCAAGUUUAGUCGUCAUUUGUUGAGGACUGAUGAUGUUGAUGGCGAUAAACUUCGUGUUGAAGUCCUUGAUUCAAAGUUCGUUUCACUAUUCUGCCGUCAAUUCCCUAAGUUUUCCCGAUGCCCGUCCAAAUCGGAGUUCCAAUUCCCACCGCCACUAACCGAUCUCCUUUCCGGUGCUAGGGAGUCUGACCGUGUCCAGUUAUUCACGGAGGCUGAUUACUUGUAUCUGCCUUUUAACUUUGACAAGAAGCAUUGGGUAGCUUUAGCUGUUGAUCUUAAAUCCCGGAAGAUCAUUGUCUUGGAUUCAAAUAUCCAACGCCGCAAAGAUUCUACUAUUCAGGAUGAGCUUAUGCCUCUCGCAGUAAUGCUGCCAUACCUUUUCAAACAGGCUGCCUUCAAUCCUCUUAUGAGUAACUGUCUGCUGGAUCCAUUUUCUAUAGAGCGCCCUCUUAUCAUUCCUCAGGUUGCUUCACCCCUUGAUACCGGCAUCUUCUCUAUAUUCCUUAUCCAUACUCAUGCUACCGGGGGUGUGUCUGAAUGCGUGGAUUUCGAGGUUGGCGGCCUUCAAAGUGAAGUGAAAAAGUUAGUGUCGGCUUUAAUUCUCGCUGGCGGUUACUAGCUAACUCUAAUGUUAUCGAAGUCCAUUUUUCAGUGGUGUUUAUGUUCAUCGGAUCCUGUCUUCCCAUUCUUCUUUAUUUUGUUUAACUAGGAUUUUAUCCAAACUUGCCCCUUAAUAUAUUUGGAAUUGAACGUUUUAUUAUCGUAGCUUCGUAAUUUAUUAUGGGAAAAUUAAUACUCAAUAAAUUCU